UAUGAAUCAAGAUGUAUUUUUGAAGAAAUAAUGGUUCAUCAUGAGCCACGAAGGCAAGAUUGAAUAAUAUUAUGAUAUCAAUCUUAAAAAGGUCAUUGGAUCUGGUACCUAUGGGAGUGUUGUCAAGGCCACACUCAAGGGGACUAAAAAUCAGAGGGCUGUCAAAGUCAUUCCGAAAAGCAAAGUUAAGAACCCUGACCGAUUCAAAAAAGAAAUAGAUAUUCUGAGAUAAUUGGAUCAUCCAAAUAUCAUCAAACUAUACGAAACCUUCGAAGAUCAAAGAAACGUCUAUCUCGUUAUGGAGUAUCAAUAUCAUUAAAGUAUUCAAGACUUUGCGAAGGUGGAGAGCUCUUCGAUCGAAUUAUGGAUAAGGGAUGUUUUAGCGAAGCAGAAGCACAUGAAAUCUUUCUUCAAAUUAUGCAAGUAUAUCCUUAUACAAUAAUUAAUUAGGCAUUAAACUAUUGUCAUACUAAUGGUAUUUGUCAUAGAGAUUUGAAACCUGAAAACUUCUUAUUCCUAACUAAAGCUGAAGAUUCUCCAAUCAAAGUAAUUGAUUUUGGAUUGAGCACCUUAUUUGAAGAUCCAAUCUCAGCCAAACAAGCAGGAAAUCAAAAGGUCACUAUGAAAACAAAAGCUGGAACACCAUACUAUAUUUCUCCUGAAGUGCUCAAAGGAAGUUACGAUGAAUCCUGCGACAUCUGGAGUGCUGGUGUCAUCCUAUACAUCCUCUUAUCAGGAGUGCCCCCCUUUUAUGGAGAUAGUGAUCCUGAAAUAUUGGAUGCUGUUCAGAAGGGAGAAUAUACAUUGGAAAUCCCAGAGAUGAAGGCUGUAACUGAGUCAGCCAAAGAUCUCAUCUCUCAUAUGAUUACCACUCCUGAAAAGAGAUACAAAGCAUCAUAGGUGAUACAACAUAAGUGGAUGAAGGAUGGCAGUAAACAAACUAAAUGUACAAAUCAUAAAUCUCUAUUCUAGAAUUGAAAUUAAAUUUUGGUUAACUAAAGAAUUUUACAGGCAGCAAUAAACUGAAGAAGGUGGCAUUGACAUUCAUAGCUUCUCAAUUGAAUGAACAAGAAAUCACAGAUCUAGGAAAGUAAUCAUUAAGAUUAACAUAAGGUUAUUCAAAUAAUUGGAUAAGAAUGGGGAUGGAGUUUUGACUAUAGAGGAGUUGAGAGAAGGGUUGACAGGAAUGAGUGAUUCAUAAGCAAAAGAUUUGGCAAAUGUCAUCAAGAGCAUUGAUACCGAUGGAAAUGGCACGAUCAAUUAUACAGGUAGGGAUUCAAAUAUAUUUCAGAAUUCUUGGCUGCAACUAUGGAAAAGUCUCUGUACAUGAAGGAAGAAAAGUUGUAUCAAGCAUUCAAGAUGUUGGAUUUGGAUGGAAGUGGAAAGAUUGACAAACAUGAAUUGCAAACUGUAUUGGGAAGUAAAUAAAGUAUUAUUCUUUUAAGAAAGUGACAAUAUCAUUGAUGAGAAGUAUUGGGAUGAUAUGAUCAGAGAGGCAGAUAAGAAUGGAGAUGGAGAAAUAGAUUACAAUGAAUUCAUAGAAAUGAUGGAUAAAUUUAGUUUAUUAAAUUGAUUAAUCUAUAGAAUGACA
Molecule: messenger RNA, 1591 nt
Organism: Paramecium octaurelia
Lineage: Eukaryota; Ciliophora; Oligohymenophorea; Peniculida; Parameciidae
Source: the annotation of a GenBank genome assembly